AUGAAGUCGGCUGGUCUGUUUCUGCUGCUGUUCUUCUGUUUGUCCCCAGUCGUUAUUAAGGGACAGUUGGUUGUUUCUGUCCCCCAGGAGGAUGAUGUCAGGAUGGGGGGUGAGGAUUUUAGGACAAGGGCUGACGUCCCACCAGAGCUUCCCGUCCUCUGGGACGAGCUGCGGGGUUUGAAGGAGCUAGUCCUGAGCCUGAAAGCAGUGGAGGUGGAGCAGCGUCAGGCCCUGCGGAGCAUGGAGAGUCGGCUGAGAGACGGGGAGGUGGAGGCUGAGCAGCAGAAACACAGUCUGGACGAACUGGAGGAGACAGCGGUCCAUCAGGGGGAGGAGCUGAGGAGGGCAGAGACUGACAGGAAGCUGCUGAUGGAGCAGAACUCAGACCUGAGGAGGAAGGUUGAGGAGCUGGAGGAGCAAAGCAAAGUUCGAGCCGCUGAGCUUUCAUCUGCAGUGUCGACGCUUCAGUUCAGACUGAACAAAAGCGAGAGCUCAUUGGACGAACUGCAGAAGAAGAACACAGUUCUGGCAGCGGAGCUACCGUUCCUGCAGACAAGACUGAGGGCGACUGAGAGCACGGUGGAGCAGCUGAGGAGGAAGAGUGCAGCAUUCUCCAACAGUUCAUCUGAAGUGUCUGAGCUGGAGGAGCUGAGCAGGAACACACAAGCUCUGCAGAGUCGACUGAACUCUCUGGAGGAGAAACUGAACUCAUCUGCUGAGAGAAAUGAGCUCCGUUUCAUACGAGAUCAGGUAUCAGAGAUCAGCAGCAGACUGAACAGCAGCGAACUUCACCUGGAGGAGCUGAAGAGAAAAUCUGCAGAUCAGACAGGGGGACUGAAGUCUGUAGAGAGACAACUGGAGGAGCUGAAGACACAAGACACAAAAAAAUUUCAGUCAGCAGAUGUUUCGGCUCUGACUGACAGACUGAGUGUGGGUGAACAUCGACUGGAUGAGCUGAAAACACAAUCCACAGUUCAGGCUGAUACAGUGAAGCAGCUGCAGGUCAGACUUGACUCUGCUGAGAGUCAAAUACAGCAGCUACAGACUGACAGGAAAGAUCAAAACAACAAACUAAAGAUGCUGCAGAGAAAACUGAACACGACUGAGAGUCUGCUGGACAAAAUGAACGCAGAGUUGGAGGUCAGACUGAGUGUCAAUGAGACACAGCUGGAAGAUCUGAAGACAGAAAAUACAGAACUGGCGGUCAGGCUGGGUGUCAGUGAAAAACAGCUGGAAGAUCUAAGGACAGAAAACACGGAGUUUGAGGUCAGACUGAGUGUCAGUGAGAAACAGCUGGAGGAUCUGAAGACAGAAAACACAGAGUUAGAGGUCAAACUGAGUGUCGAUGAGAAACAGCUGGAAGAUCUGCAGAGAGAAAACACAGCUCAUUCUGUUCAGCUUUCCCUGAUGGAGUCCAGACUGACAGCCAGUCACAACAACAGUACAGCUCUGGAGGUCGGCCUAAAAUCCACUGAGACACAGCUAAAACAACUGGAGAAUCACAGUGCAGCUCUUGAGGUCAGACUGAGCGUCAGUGAGAAACAACUGGAAGAUCUGAAGACAGACAUUACAGAGUUGGAGGCUAGACUCAAUGUCAGUGAGAAACAGCUGAAAGAUCUGAAGACAGAAAACACAGAGUUGGAGGUCAGACUGAGUGCCAGUGAGAAACAACUGGAAGAUCUGAAGACAGAAAACACAGAGCUGGAGGUCAGACUGAGUGUUAGUGAGAAACAGCUGGGAAAUCUGAACACAGAAAACACAGUUCAGUCUGCUCAACUUUCCUUGAUGAAGUCCAGACUGACAGACAGUCACAACAACACUACAGCUUUGGAGGUCAGACUGAGAUCCACCGAGACACAGCUGCAACAGCUGGAGAAUCACAGUGCAGCCCUGGAGGUCAGACUGGGCGACAGUGAGAAACAACUGGAAUAUCUGAAGACAGAAGACACAGUUCAGUCUGCUCAACUUUCGUUGAUGAAGUCCAGACUGGCAGACAGUCACAACAACACUACAGCUUUGGAGGUCAGACUGAGAUCCACCGAGACACAGCUGCAACAGCUGGAGAAUCACAGUGCAGCUCUGGAGGUCAGACUGGGCGACAGUGAGAAACAACUGGAAUAUCUGAAGACAGAAGACAGAGCUCAGUCUGUCCAACUUUCCUUGAUCCAAUCCAGACUGACAGACAACCACAACAACACUGCAGCUUUGGAGGUCAAACUAAGAUCCACUGAGACACAGCUGGAGAAUCACAGUGCAGCUCUGGAGGUCAGACUGAGCGACAGUGAGAAACAACUGGAAGAUCUGAAGACAGAAAACACAGUUCAGUCUGUCCAGCUGUCCUUAAUGAAGUCCAGACUGAAAGACAGCCACAACAACACUACAGCUCUGGAGGUCAGACUGAGAUCCACUGAGACACAGCUGAAACAGCUGGAGGAUCACACUGCAGUCCAUGCAGCCAACCUGUCAGCUGUCAGUCUGAGACUGGAUGUCACUGAGGGUCAGGUGGACAGAUUGAGGACAGAAAACACAGACAGAGUGACAGCAGCUGAGAGAAACACUGAAGAGUUGCAGGUCCAGCUGAGAGUCACUGAGGCUGCAGUGAAUGAGCUGAAGACACAGAACAAAGCUCUGCUGACACAAAUCAACUCCAGACUGGAAGCUGCUGAGAACCUCGACUCAGUGCUGCAGUUCAGACUGAAUGCCACUGAAAACCAGCUGAAGAGACAAAUCGAAGAUAUACAGACCAAACUGAGAGUCAGAGACGAUUUGAUCCACGAGCUGCAGAGUAACUUUACAGCUUACAGCUUUGAUCUAUCAACUUUGAGAACUCAAACUAAAGAUCUAGAGAGACAACUGAGUGAUGCUGACCGCCUGAUGAUGAAGUUACAGACUGAAAGUUCAGUUCAGUCCGUUCAACUUGCCUCGAUGGAGUCCAGACUGACAGACAGCCACAACAACACUACAGAGUUGGAGGUCAGACUAAGUGUCAGUGAGAAACAGCUGGAAGAUCUGAAGACAGAAAACACAGUUCAGUCUGUUCAACUUUCCUUGAUGGAGUCCAGACUGACAGACAGUCACAACAACACUACAGCUCUGGAGGUCAGACUGAGAUCCACUGAGACAUGGCUGGAACAACUGAAGGGUCACAGUGCAGAGUUGGAGGUCAGACUGAGUGUCAGUGAGAAACAGCUGGAGGAUCUGAAGACAGAAAAAACAGUUCACUCUGUCCAAAUUUCCUUGAUGGAGUCCAGACUGACAGACAGUCACAACAACAGUACAGCUCUGGAGGUCAGACUGAGAUCCACUGAGACACAGCUGGAACAACUGGAGAAUCACAGUGCAGAGUUGGAGGUCAGACUGAGUGUCAGUGAGAAACAGCUGGAAGAUCUGAAGACAGAAAGCACAGAUGACCUGAAGGUGGCGUUCUCAGCUGGUCUGACUGAUUCAGGAUCAGUCGGACCGUUCAAUGAGGAGAGGACUCUUAUCUUCUCCAAAACCAUCACCAACAUUGGCCGAGCCUACAACCAGACUGCAGGCGUGUUCAUAGCUCCUGUCAGAGGACUUUACUUCUUCAGCUUCACGGCUGCAGAUUACCUGAAGGGUUACAUGGGAGUCUACCUGUACAGGAACAACCAGCCAAUACUCUUCAACCUGGACCUGAAUGACCACGGCGGCUAUGCCUCUACGUCCAACGGCGUGGCUCUGCAGCUGGAGCAGGGUGACAAGGUCCGCCUCAGUCUUCCGGCCAGCUACCGGCUCUAUGACGACUCCCGAAACUUCAGCGUGUUCUCGGGCUUCCUGCUGUUCCCCCUCUGACAAGACAGAC
Molecule: messenger RNA, 3826 nt
Organism: Epinephelus fuscoguttatus (brown-marbled grouper)
Lineage: Eukaryota; Metazoa; Chordata; Actinopteri; Perciformes; Serranidae
Product: kinectin-like
Exons: 49
Coding region: 1-3816 (1271 amino acids)
Molecular function (GO): protein binding
Source: RefSeq, a predicted model, not a curated record